Anguilla anguilla (European eel) is the source of this 1346-nucleotide messenger RNA. RefSeq names its product UBX domain protein 8 (gene ubxn8). Lineage: Eukaryota; Metazoa; Chordata; Actinopteri; Anguilliformes; Anguillidae. The record is from RefSeq and is a predicted model, not a curated record. Gene Ontology annotation, molecular function: ubiquitin binding. Gene Ontology annotation, cellular component: nucleus; endoplasmic reticulum. The coding region runs from base 297 to 1079 and encodes 260 amino acids. The transcript has 8 exons.
AGCCAGCUAGCUAAGUAUUUAUUUGUAACUGAGAGAAAAACAUACAUUAUAUUGAUUACGUUAGCUAUCUCGCGACCUGCUGAAUGAUAAUUCCACAAUAAGGAACAGCUGUGCACCCUCACAUUUCGUAUUUGUCGCUACAUCUGUCGAUAGCUAGCUAACUUAAGAUGGCUGAUUAGCUUAGGCGAACAAUCUGACUUGAUAGCACAAUACGGUGAUAUGGUUUCGUUACCAAGCUGUUAAACUGCGUUAAAGACAAAUAAGCUUCGUUAGCUUUCAACAAUCUUCAAAAAACUAUGCAAACGACGGAUUUUUAUGAUCAGGACCAAAUAAGAGUCAGGGGUGCAUUGCUAUUCGCAGGUCGAGGCUUGUUCCUAUUGGGUUUGUCUGGCUGGCUGGUGUCAGUUUUAUAUCCUUGGCUGAGACCCUCCUCUCCUUCUCCUCGUAAUCGCAGGGAAGUGCCUGAUGAGGAGGUGAAACGGAAACGAGACUUGGCCAGGAAAGAACAACAAAAGAAACAUUUAGAGAAGGCCACUUCUUACGAGGAGUCUGUGCUGAGGCCUCGGAACGAGUCCAGGCUGAGGCAGAGGGAGGAGCGUUUCUACCGCAUGACAGGGGAGGCCUGGAAACUGACCCAGGGGCAGCCAUUAGGGGAAGGGGAAUCACCUGAGCCGCAGUCAGAGGAGGAGGAGGGGAGCGACACCCCAAAUCGACAGGCUGUGAGGAGGAGAAAGCUGCCGGAGAGUGCCACCAGAGCCCCUCCGCAGCCUGAACGUCCUGUGGAAAAGAGGGUUGUGGUUUUGCCAGAAGAGCCACCAGAUGAUGCUGAGGGGGUUGUGAGGGUGGCUUUGAGGUGUCCCAGUGGAAGAACAGUCAAGAGGAAAUUUCUAAAAUCUGACAACUCUCUGGUCCUCUUGGACUGGAUGCUAAAGACUGGGUAUCAUCCUGCGAUCUACACCAUCUGUACCUCCUACCCCCGCAGUCCCCUGGAUGUGGGGAGGGCCCUGACCCUUGAGGAUGCAGGUAUCAAAAUGGACACUGUCCUUAAUGUGGAGGAGAAGGACCCCUCCAUGACCUGAAGAAACAGUGCCAAUUUCCCUGGUCUCAAGGGAUAUUUCUGAACAGUUUUCCCACGUUUGCCAAAGAGAGCAGGUAAUCUGUAAGGACAAAAUGGAUUGCCAGUGGUAGUGCUGAUCGUUACCAGAGUUAGAGUUCCCAGAAUGGUCUAAAUGUGUUUCUGUGCUAUAUUUUUCUUGAAAUUAAUUGGCGGUUUUGAUGUUUUGAUAUAUGGCUCCCCCACCCCCAAGUAAAUAAAAAAUGGGUUUUGUUCAGUUCCUUGAAAAACA